ACUAGGUCUUCUGGCCUGGUCAUUUCCAAUGACAACAACAAGGCGGACGACGGAAUCGGUUUGGUUUGGUUUUGCAAUGUCCAGCGUAACAAAAGUCGCUUGUUUUGGACAACAGCAACGGCAGUGGCAAGAAAACGCUCCCAAGCCGCAAAAAGUUGGCCAGAUCGAAGGGUUUUUGUGUCGGGAACAACGUUAUGCACUUAAAGACAAAGAAACAUUGGAGCACAACCAAACAAAAACCAAAUAACGAACGGAAAGAAAUACUACAAAUGUGUAUACCUUUGCAGUACCUCCUACUAGAGGCAAUACACCGAGACGGAAACCAAAUAAAAGGGUACAAAAAACGGACAGCAAAGUUGGCAAAUCAGCCGCAAACUGGGGCAGGGCGAGGAGAGUGUGGAUAAAAAGGUUCGGCGGCUCGAGGCAAGUCCAGUAGACGGCGAUAAGCGGGCGUGGCAGCUGCACCAGAAGCACAGAGAAAUACGGAGAUAGAGUGGGUAGAAGGAGCCAGCCAGGACCCAGGAUAACAAGGAGCAGAAGUGGCAUCAGCCAUGUGGCCGGCUUGGCAAGUGAUAACGCUGCUGGGUCUUCUGGCCAGGUCUUUGGCACUCCACUCGACGCCGGACAGGGCCAUGGCCAUAAGCUCGGCGCUGCUUGGCCAGGACUUUGCGGACUUUCAGCCAUACUUCGAAGAGAAACAGGACCAGGAACCGGAUCAGCUGGUGGCCGCCUCGAAGCACGAGGAGCACUCGGAGGGCGGCGAAGAGGAGUCUGGGGAGGAGCACCACAGCGAGCACUUCCACAAGAAGGGCGGAAAGAGCAAGAAGGGUCACAAGCACGACGAGCACUCCGAGAAGGGGGCGAAAGGUCACCACGACAAGGAGGGCAAGAAGGGGGAGCACGGCGAGGAGGAGGGUCACGAGAAGAAGCACAAGCACUCCGAGGCCCAUCACAAGAAGAAGAAGAAGGGCUCCAAGGGCGAGAAAGGUAGCGAGUUCGAGGACCAUGGCUCCUACAAGAAAGGUCACUCCAUCAAGGGCAAGCACCACGUCCACAAGCUGGACGAGAACAAGAAGGAAAAGAAAUUCUACGAUGAGGAUCACAAAGAGGGCGGCGAGGAGAAGCACGGCGGAUUCGAGGAAUCCAAGAAGCACAAGAAGGGCAGCAGUUUCAAGAAGGGUCACCACAAGAAGGGCGGGCACGAAGAGCACCACGGCAAGAAGGGUCACAGCAAGAAGGGCCACAAGAAGAAGGGUCACAAGGGCCACAAAAAGAAGCACGAGGAGUCGAAGAAGUGGGGUCACAAGAAGGAGCACGGCAAGAAGGGCGGCGAGGAGCACAAGAAGAAGUGGCACAAGUCCCACAAGCAGAGCAGUGAACACGAUCAUCAUGGACAUCAUUAAGCACCGACUUGGCAAUCAUGCCUUCACCACCAAUUUGCGAUGUAUUUUGUAGACAUUAAAAACAGAUAAUUCAGACCCAGUUAAAAGUAUUUGUUUUGCGUAAAAGACAUGUUACA
Molecule: messenger RNA, 1519 nt
Organism: Drosophila gunungcola (fruit fly)
Lineage: Eukaryota; Metazoa; Arthropoda; Insecta; Diptera; Drosophilidae
Product: high mobility group nucleosome-binding domain-containing protein 5
Exons: 3
Coding region: 552-1403 (283 amino acids)
Source: RefSeq, a predicted model, not a curated record